CUCUCUCCAAUGGGAAGAGCACCUUGCUGUGAGAAAGUUGGAUUGAAGAGGGGUAGAUGGACAUCUGAAGAGGAUGAGAUCUUGAUGAAAUACAUCCAAGCCAACGGAGAAGGGUCAUGGAGGUCAUUACCUAAGAAUGCAGGUUUGUUGAGGUGUGGGAAGAGCUGCAGACUGAGGUGGGUUAACUACCUUAGAGCUGAUUUGAAGAGAGAGAAUAUCUCUCCUGAAGAAGAAGAAAUCAUCAUCAAGCUACAUGGUUCUUUUGGUAAUAGGUGGUCUCUGAUAGCUGGGCAUCUACCAGGGAGAACUGAUAAUGAGAUCAAGAACUAUUGGAAUUCUCAUCUGAGUAGGAGACUUCACAGCUUCAAGGGACCUAAUGAUGAAGUGGCUGUGAUAAUCGACAUUGGCAAGAUAACUGGUGGGCCCAAGAGAAAGGGUGUUAAAUCAAGCAGGUCUGCCAUGAAAAAGGGCCCCACCAAUGAGGAAAUGAGGAAAGAUGAAGAACAUGACACAGGUGGAGGCUUUUCAACCAUGCCCCUCACAGACAAAGGGGACCCAAAAGACAAUUUUGGUGAGAAUGAGGAGAGAGAGAGCAUGUUGUUGGGUGGUUCCUACAAUGAGAAUGGGGUGGGGAUGGCCCAUGGUGAGGAGUUAGAAAGUGUCUUUGGCCCACCUCAAGUGCUAGAGGAUGUGAUCUUUUCUUGUCCUGAUGACAGCAUGGGAAGUGGGGUAAUGGGCCCCACUGAGGAGAGAGAAAAUCUGACUGUGGGCCUAUUUCUAGAGAGUGAAAGUGGGAGCGUGGGCCCCAUUGAAGGGAUUGAAGAUGAUUUCUUCUUCCUUGAUGAAGUGAUAGAAAGUGGGAUGAUGGUUGUUGCAAAUGAGGAGAGAGAAACUGGGGUGAGGGGUGCUGAUGAGGAGAGAGAAAAUGGGGUCAUGGGUCUGAAGGAUGAGAGAGAGAAUGGUGUGAUGGAUGAGACUAGCUCACCCAUGGCCUCUUGUUUUGAUCAGUUGGGGCGCUUGCAAGAUGAAUGGUUGGAUUGGGAGUGGGAUGGAGUGUGGGACAAGGUGAUGGAGGGUAGAGAGGAGAUGGUUUCAUGGCGGUGGGAGAGUGAUAGUGGAGAAGGAAAAUGCCAUAUUACGGAAAGCGAGAAGGAAAAGUUCACUGCUUGGCUACUAUCUGCUGAUACAAAUUGCAUUUGAAAAUUCCAAAAAGGGUUUAUUGUAAAUCUAAUAAAUACUCUGUAAUAAAAUGAUUGCCAUUGCAUGCAAUGGAGAUUGAUUGGUCAAGGCUCUGUGGGACUCUGGCAAAGAGCGACCUUAGUUUUAAAUGCAUUUUCAAGAUACUGCUAUUCUGGAAUAUUCAUUGCAUGGUUGGAUCUCCUUCUCUCUGGUGGGUCCAUCUUAUAAUAGAAGCUUAUUUUCAUCCACACAGCUGUAACAUUGCAUGAUAAAUUUGUACGUGCACAAACAGAAUAUCUAUGAAAUGAACUCUCUCCUUAUUUAUUUCA
Magnolia sinica is the source of this 1508-nucleotide messenger RNA. Its product is annotated as transcription factor MYB111-like. The transcript is spliced from 3 exons. NCBI's taxonomy places the organism in Eukaryota, Viridiplantae, Streptophyta, Magnoliopsida, Magnoliales, Magnoliaceae. The record is from RefSeq and is a predicted model, not a curated record. The coding region runs from base 10 to 1200 and encodes 396 amino acids.